AUGCAUCACCGAGCAGCCGCACAUUUUCUGCAUGUCCCUGAAAGGCCGAAGAGGCAACGCCAGGAAUUCUCUGCCUUUGUCUUCGGAUCCGAGGUGAGCUCUCGGAGGAACCACGAAGCUUUGACCACUCUGCUGGCCACCGGGGCCGGGUCUGCGAGGGCGUCCACGAAUCCGCGUGGGAGUCUUCUUCGGUUGUCAGCCAUCGGUUUCCAGAGUCAGGAGCUGGGGCAGCUGGACCCAUUGGAGGAGUUGCAGGGCUCGUCCGGGCCGUGGGUGGCGGGCCCAUGGCGUGUACUCCCCAGCCAGGCCCUGCAGAUGGAGGGACCUGAUCCGGACGUGGAUCCGCUGGAGGACGAUCUCUGGGAUCGUGGCUCUGGCGGUUCCGAGCACGUCGACCACCAUCACCAACAUGCCGUUGAGCACUUGGAGCAUCAUCCCCACGAGCCCCACGAUGAUACAAUGACGGACUUUGGAGUUGCCUUGAUCUCAUCGGGGACCACCAUAUUCCUUGCCUUUAUGAGUGCUAUCUUUGCCAUGAGGCUGUUUCGGGAAAUGAUGCGACCACCCGCCCAACAGAUGCAAGGCAUGAAUGCUGGUGCGGACGGCGAUGCUCCUGGAGUCCUGCAGCUGGACAUCCCUGGCGUUCAGCCUUUCCGGCCAUUCUCGGGCCAGGGCUACCGUCUCGUUAUGGAGCCAGAUAGCAAGGCUUCCGGGGUUCCUAGCUCGGAGGUCACUCAAAGGACCAGGGCUGAUGCCGACAAAGAGAAAGACACUCCUCGCAGCUUGUCACCUGCUUCUGUGGUUUCCGUUGGGGCGCAGCCCAGCACUGUCUUGUCACCAGGGCCGAGGCAACAGCUGCCGCAGUUUGGAGCAGACGAGGCACCCGAGGUGACGGCACCGCCCUAG
Molecule: messenger RNA, 906 nt
Organism: Symbiodinium sp. CCMP2592
Lineage: Eukaryota; Dinophyceae; Suessiales; Symbiodiniaceae
Source: the annotation of a GenBank genome assembly